Heteronotia binoei (common prickly gecko) is the source of this 336-nucleotide messenger RNA. RefSeq names its product keratin, type II cytoskeletal 2 epidermal-like. The record is from RefSeq and is a predicted model, not a curated record. Gene Ontology annotation, cellular component: keratin filament. Gene Ontology annotation, biological process: keratinization; intermediate filament organization. NCBI's taxonomy places the organism in Eukaryota, Metazoa, Chordata, Lepidosauria, Squamata, Gekkonidae. Bases 57 to 308 code for a protein of 83 amino acids. The transcript is spliced from 2 exons. Gene Ontology annotation, molecular function: structural constituent of skin epidermis.
UGCACAACAGCCGCCAGGAACUCCAAGAACUGACUCGCUGCAUCCAAACAGUAAAGAUGGACAUUGGAAAGCUCAAGAAAAAGAACACCAGGCUGCAGGACACCAUUGCCAAUUCUGAGAAACGUGGUGAUCAUGCCCUCCAAGAUGCCAAGGAAAAACUGCACGACUUGGAACGCGCCCUUCAGAAGGCCAAAGAUAAAUUCACUCAGCUGCAACAAGAUUUUCAGGAACAGCUAAAUGACAAACUAGCACUAGAGAUUGAGUCCAACUUCUGCAGAAAACAGCUGGAAAGAAGAGGUUGCAGGUAGAUGGAAUACAUGACAUAUAAAGCUCAAA